Molecule: messenger RNA, 3469 nt
Organism: Prunus persica (peach)
Lineage: Eukaryota; Viridiplantae; Streptophyta; Magnoliopsida; Rosales; Rosaceae
Product: pentatricopeptide repeat-containing protein At4g28010
Exons: 5
Coding region: 228-2402 (724 amino acids)
Molecular function (GO): protein binding
Source: RefSeq, a predicted model, not a curated record
ACUGAUACUGUUUGUGGUAAAGCACAGACAGAAGCAAACUGAAGGCGCAGUGCUUGCCGUCAUUUGUUUCGCUCUCUCCCUCGACAUGCUUGCUUUGACUCAAUCGACACAGUUUUUGGUGUCAAACACCAGUAGCAGCAGCUGCAGCAUCGGUUAAGGUACCACUCUCUGUUUCUCACUUCUCUGACUUUCUAGUAGAGAACUAAAAUCCCAAUUACAUAGCCAAAAUGAUCAUAAAGCAACUUCUCAAACGUCACCCUCACUGUAACUCUCCCUCCUAUGCUUUCUUUGUUUACUUGAAGCUCUUCUCUUCAAUCCCAUCUACUUAUUCUUGCUCUGAUAUCGAAACCCAACUGAGGUUUCUCUGUGAUAAGUCGAAUCCUCAGAUUUCAGAGGCCGUUUCGCUUUUUCAGGGUUCCAUCGAUUCUGACCGCUUGCCUUCUGGGGGAACCUGCAAUUUGCUUGUGCACACUCUCACAAGGUCGAAAAAUUAUGAAUUGGCGUUUUCGGUUUAUAGUAAGAUGACCCAUGUUGGUAUAUUUCCAAGUUUUAUAUCAUUGAGUUGUUUAGUUGCAUGUUUUGUUAAUACCAAUCAUGCCAAAUUCGCACCUGGGGUCUUGGGAUUGGUAUUGAAGCGUGGAUUUCAGUUAAAUGUGUAUGUUGUGAAUCUUAUGUUAAAGGGUUUGUGUUCUAAUGGUGAGGUUGAGAAGGCAAUGGAGCUGUUUAGUGUAAUGGGAAGAAAUUGUGUAACCCCGGAUAUUGUUAGUUACAACAUUCUUAUACACGGGCUCUGCAAGGCAAAAAAAUUGAAAGAAGCCACAGAAUUGUUGGUUGAUAUGGAGAUGGCAGAUUCUGACCCAAAUGUGAAGACAUACAGCACUUUGAUCGAUGGAUUUUGCAAGGAUGGUAGAGUGGAUGAGGCAAUGGGUUUGUUGGAGGAAAUGAAGCAAAAAGGUUGGGAACCGGAUGUUGUUGUGUACAGUACCCUUAUAAGUGGUUUUUGUGAUAAAGGGAGUUUUGAUAGAGGCAAAGAAAUUUUCGAUGAGAUGGUAAAGAAGGGUAUUCCUCCUAAUGUGGUUACAUAUAGUUGUUUCAUACAUAACCUCUCCAGGAUGGGGAAAUGGAAAGAAGCCAUUGCGAUGUUAAAUGAUAUGACCAAGUGCGGAGUUCGCCCUGAUACUGUUACUUAUACAGGCUUACUUGAUGGGCUUUUCAAAAAUGGAAGGGCUACAAAGGCCAUGGAGCUAUUCAAUUUAAUGUUAUUGAAGGGUGAAGAGCCUAACACUGUAACAUACAAUGUUAUGAUUGAUGGACUAUGCAAGGAAGGGUUGGUCGAUGAUGCAUUUAAGAUUUUGGAAAUGAUGAAGGGUAAGGGGAAAAAGCCUGAUGUAAUUACAUACAACACGUUACUGAUGGGACUUUCUACUGAUGGGAAGGUUGAUGAGGCCAUGAAACUUUACAGUACGAUGUCAAAAGACGGGAACUUUGUUGAGCCGGAUGUUAUCACCUAUAACAUGCUAAUUUUUGGACUCUGCAAGGAAGGCGAUCUUGAUACGGUUGUGGAGAUUUAUAAUACAAUGGUUGAAAGGGGCAUUGCUGGUAACUUAUUUACUUAUAAUGCUAUGAUAGGUGGAUGUCUACAGGAAGGAUCAGUGGGCAAGGCCAUAAAGUUCUGGAGACAUGCACUUGACUUGGGAUUUGUUCCGAACUCAAUUACUUAUAGUCUCAUGAUCAAUGGAUUUUGCAAAACUCAUAUGCUUAAGUUUGCAAAAGGACUUUUUAACAAAAUGAGAGCUUCUGGGGUUAAUCCUACUUUGAUUGACCACAAUGUUUUGAUGCUGUACUUGUGUAAGGAGGGUAGUUUGAGGCAAGCUAGGAUGUUAUUCGAAGAGAUGAGGAUUACAAAUUGUGUUCCGAAUCUGGUCUCAUUUAACACAAUUAUUGAUGGAACUCUCAAAGCGGGAGAUAUUAAAUCUGCUAAAGACUUGCUAGAGGACAUGUUUAAAAUGGGUUUAACUCCUGACGCAAUUACCUUUUCCACAUUAGUAAACCGGUUUUCAAAACUUGGGCUUUUGGAUGAGGCUAAAAUAGUUCUUGAGAAAAUGAUUGCUUGUGGUCUUGAACCUGAUGCCUUUGUAUUUGAUUCUUUACUAAAGGGCUAUAGUUCAAAGGGUGAAUCAGAAGAAAUCAUUAGUUUGCUUCAUCAGAUGGCAGACAAGGGUGUUAUUCUUGACUCAGAAAUAACUUCUACCAUCUUGUCAUGCCUCUGUCAAAUCUCAGACGAUUAUGAUGUGAUGAAAAUUCUCCCAACUUUUUCUCAAGAAACAUCGAAAGGAGCAAGCAUCUCUUGCAAUGAGCUAUUGAUGAAACUAAAUAAAUGUUACCCAGAACUUAAAUUAUAAGCUGCUUGAUGUUCUUCAUCCCAAGAGCUUCCAAUGUAGUGAGAAAUCUGCAGCCAGUGCUAUACUAUGAUUAGUAGCUGAGAAACUAGAAUGAGGAAGUUCUGAGCGGAACUUCCACUUUUAAAAUCAAGCAUUCCUUUGCUUUUCAACACUAGAAAAACUUAUUCAAGUACAAAGGAAGGGCAACGGAAAUUCCUACUAGCCUAUGCAUCCUGAGCUAAGAUGUGACUAAACCCAGAUUUUGUCAAAUUCUCUAAGUGCUUUCUGAAGUGGAGCUUGUUGCUUGCAUAUUGCAUAUGCCCAUUAGAGUAAGAAUAAAAACCACAAAUGCUCAGCAAUAAUUCAUCAUUGUUUUUUAUUUUUCCACCAGUUGUUACUCCUCUUAACAAAUUCAGCUAGAAUUGAAGCUUUGGUGUGGUUUGAAAUCAUACCAUGUGAAGAAGUAUUAUGCCUACAUGCAUGGAUUCAAUCAUUCAAUGGUCAUGGUGAAGCUCUUCGGUGUGCUGAGAUUCAGAUAAAGAAAUUAGUUGGGACUUGAUCCGUCGUGGCAAAUCUUGGAGUCAUCUCUCUUGUCCUUCAGCUUGCAGAUGUGGUGAAAUUUGUUUGAGGAAUGUCAUGCAGGUUGGGUGAUUACAAAAGGGUUUUACGAGUCACAAAGUAUGCAGUUGAAGGUCUAGGGACAAAAAGCAAGGCAGGCAAAAUUCUUUUGGGGUCGCAGGGUGUGGUAUUUUUUAAUCACAUGGAGAAAAAUAUGACUUGGGUUUAUUCAGGGAUGAGUAUGGAUGAACUUAUGGAUCGAGUUAGUUAUUGGCAUGCACUUCAGCUUCAGUCACUGUAGAGUUGAGGAAGUCUUCCUUGUCAGCAUUGUUGCUGGAUUUUGAUGCAUUCUGGCUUGACUUUGGAGGUCUGAUUUUUUUAUUUUAUGUUUUCUGUAAUUUAGGCAGAUUAGAAAGUUUUAUUAUGUUGAUGUCAUUUGAAACUGGACUCGUCCAUAGUUGUUCUAUUUGCCACUCUUUCAUAAAAUUCUGUUUCUUUUCAGAAGAAAAAAAGAUAAAGAGAGCAAAAAA